This is a messenger RNA of Zerene cesonia (dogface butterfly), 4689 nucleotides long. RefSeq names its product gastrula zinc finger protein XlCGF7.1-like. The record is from RefSeq and is a predicted model, not a curated record. The transcript is spliced from 10 exons. Gene Ontology annotation, molecular function: RNA polymerase II cis-regulatory region sequence-specific DNA binding; DNA-binding transcription factor activity, RNA polymerase II-specific. NCBI's taxonomy places the organism in Eukaryota, Metazoa, Arthropoda, Insecta, Lepidoptera, Pieridae. Gene Ontology annotation, cellular component: nucleus; transcription regulator complex; PcG protein complex. Bases 119 to 1108 code for a protein of 329 amino acids. Gene Ontology annotation, biological process: regulation of transcription by RNA polymerase II.
ACCCCGCAUCUGCUUGUCCCCUUUUCCGACGACUUGUCGUCAAAUUGUAAAAGUGUUAAAUUUUAUCGAAAAAUAAUUGUGUAUUUAUGUUUUUCAAGAGGAAAAAAGUAUUUCAAUAAUGGAUAAGUGUGGAAUAUGUUUAAAGCCAGCGGAGCAACUCUUUGAAACUGGUAAGGAUGGAGUAUAUGCCUGUUUCAAAUGCCAGCCGCUUGUGCCGGAGGUGACCAUUGGAGAUAAUGAUCAGGGAACUUCAGAGCAAUCAUCUAACAAUGAUGAGGAUCAAAGUUAUGGAAAUUAUCAGUGUAAUGUCUGUCAAAAGUCAUUCCAGAAAAAUAUGCAGUUGCAAAAUCACAUGCGGAACCAUCGCGCCGAGAGACGUUUCAUGUGCACAUUCUGUAAUAAAGCCUUCUCUCAAUCAAAUAAUUUGCGGGCACACCUGCGUAUCCACACUAAUGAGCGACCUUAUAAAUGUCAGGAAUGUGGCAAAGCCUUUACCCAAGUGACGAAUUUGAACAAUCACGUUCGACUCCACACGGGCGAGAGGCCUUUCGUUUGUCCGGAGCCUGGAUGCGACAAAGCGUAUGCGCAGGUAACAAAUCUCAAUCAGCACCGCAAACGACACCUAUCGGGGCGCCCGUUGGAGAACUCGUACCAGUGUCCCAUAUGCGGGGAGAGGUUCUCCCAGCGGAAUCACAUGUAUGCACACAGACGAGAAGCGCACUCGACGCUGAAGAGCCCGGUGCGCGUGCGCUUCGCGUGCUCGCUGUGCGACGUGAAGCUGCCCACCGAGCGGCUGCUGCGCGCGCACCUCGCGCAGCUGCACCACCACGAGGACGACGAGCCGGAGCAGGUGCAGUUCAAGUGCGUGUUCGCGUCGUGCGGCGCGGUGGUGGCGUCGCCUCGUGAGCACACGGAGCACCUGCUGCGCGCGCACCAGCUGCGCGUGCUCGCCACGCGCGCGCACCGCCCGCCCAAGCGCGGCCGCCCGCCGAAGAUGAUGAAAGAUCCACUCGAUCUCGGAGACCAAUCAGAAUAUGAAGAGGUGAAAAUCAUAAAAGAAGAGCCUCAAUUCGUCACCAAGUUAAAAGUGCAAAGUUUGUUCCAAUGAGUUUUAGUGACUGGUUGAAAGACUAUACAAUAUCGGAUGGCGUUCGUGCCGGAGAGUAGUCAGUAUUAUGGUUGAGACUGUAUCCGUUAAUGUAAAAAGUGUGGAAAUCGUCUCUCCGCCCCGCUACGUCUAUAAACGGUUUGUGAAUGCAACAAAAGGCCGUUUACACGGAAUCGUGACGACAUGUCGUCCCGAUGUUUGUGGGAACAUAUCGGAUCGCGAAAUUUACAAAAGGCAGUGGGACAGUGUCGUCUCGGAUCGGUGAAAAUGGCUAUGUACUUAGAGUAUAUUAUUAUAUAGCAUUUUGUAUAGUUUUAUUUCUACUAUAUUAUUAUCAGAGGUUUAAGAGAAACUUGCCGGAAUAUAUUAAAUAGAAGUGGCAUGGAAACCAUGUUUAUAUAUUGUCCCUCUAUUUAGAUUUAUCGCAUAAUACAGUGUUACAGAAGUAUAUAUGAAUUUGGGGGUUACAUGUGCCGUGCACCGUAAAAGAUGAUUUUUUUUUUUUUUGUGAUCAAAAUUUUUAUAAACGGAGAUGUGCAAUAAUUCUAUCGGUUUUAAAAUUGUGUUAUUUUUUUUGCACUUUUUCACUGCAUAUUUAUUUGAGCUACUGUAAAUAUGCAGUAAAAUUCAAUGAUAUCAAAAGGUAAGGAUGUCGUAAUCUGUAAGGAUGUCGUAAAAAAGGUCAUAUAUAAGCGAAAAAAUUGUAUAUCGAUUAUUUUUUAUCUAUGUUUAGAAAUAUGCCAAUUAUAGUAGUAUUGUCAAUUAUUAAUUUUCGAUUUAACUGGAUCGCAUUGCAGUAUCAUGUCAAUAAAUCUGUUUCAUUAAGGUUGUUAUCAUAAAAGCUAUUUAUGUUUUUCGCUUUUAUAUAGAUCCUUCACACAAGGGCGUACCGUAGCUCAUACAUUUAUUUUUGCAAAGAAUUAAAUAUAUCUUAAGAAUCGAAGAAAAAACGCCAAUAUACGCCCAUUUUUUUUUCUCUUUCAAUUUAAUGUGACAGCUAUAAAAAAUUAUCUAAAAACUUAUAAUGAUAGUGUUGAAAUGAUCACCAAAAAAUAAGUUAUUAUAGCAUGUCCACUGUUUAUCUGAAACUCAAAGAUAUAUGCAUUCAACACUUAAUUUUAUUAACAAAUUUUUCCUAUGUUCGAAUUUUUUGAAAUGAUCUCUUUCUAAAUUAUUUAUUUGGCAUUAUAUAACGGAGCGAAUAACCGGAGUGUUGAAGAUUGUGAAUAAACAAUUAGUGAUAGUGAUUAAUUAAGAAAAACAAAAUAUUUAGGCUGAAAAUCACGCUUUGCACUUAUCAUGUAGGUAAAUAAUAAUACUCUGUGUUUGAAAUAUAAGAAUAAUGAUUGGUGAUACAUUGGAGUAAGCGGAUAUAUUAUAUAUAGCAGUCGUAUUACAAGGUUUGGCGGCAUUUGGGGAUUCAUAUGGCAAACAAUUACUAAUAUUGACAGUUGUUUUCCUCCUAUUUUUUUUUUUUCGAGAAGCAGUUUCCUAGCGAUAUUAAGAAAAAGAAUUACAUAUGAAUGACAAUAAAAUUCUGCGAAACGUUAGCCAGUGUCGAUUUAGAGUGACCACCACAAUUUGGCUGUAUGUUUUGAACAUAUUGAAUCUUGUUCUAUAACAAUAUUGAAUUGAAUUAUAAGAUUAUGUAUCAAAGGGGAAUUUUUUAACUUAAUAUUAAAUUGCGUAUUUUGUUAAUUGCCAUAUGCAUUGUCGAUGUUGUUACACGCACAGAACAGAAAAAAGAGGUUAGAAAGGAACUGCUUCGGUAUUUAUAUUUAGAACGCGUGCCGUUGCUAUGUUUUAACUUCUGAACUCCACUAAAAGCAAUAGACCCAUGCGCACGCGCAUUACAUACAAAUAUUAGCUAUGUGCACUCACACACAUGCAAGAACAGUUUCUGUUACCUCUUUUUUCUGUUCUAUGUGUACAAGAUGCACAGAUAGACGUAUUUAGAGAAACAUAAAUGUCUAACGCUUUACUAAACGAGUGUAGGGGUGCAAGGAUCUAUUGGCACUUGGGUGUGAAAUAAGGGUUGCCAAAAAAAAAAAUCUCAUCAUAAGUAUUAUGUUUAGAAAUUGAUUUAAAUGAAUGUACUUAGUACAGUCUAUUUUGAAUCAUUUUAAAUUUGAAUUAUUUUAUUAUACAGACAGGCUGGCAUACAUUUUCAAUGUCUCUUUAAAUAUGUCCAUGGGUGUAAUAAAAUACUAAUUACAUACAGAGAUAUAGAUUAUUAUUGAUUUAUUUUAGUAAAUAUUUAUAUUUAUGUUAUAUAACAUAAAGUUUUAUGAUUUUCUUACCCGUGAAAGGUAUUAAGGUUCCAUUCACAGUCAAUCCAUCGCGUAAAAUGGCGCAGGCCACGCCCUCUACGAAGGACUGUCAUAAAAAUUUUGUAUGUCGACUCCCUCCAUUUCGCCUAAAUCACUUAUCGUCGUACCAAAUGAAUUGGCUGUGAAUGCCCACCUGUAUUGGUUUUCAGGUUAUUAUGUUUUAUUAUAUUAUAUAUUCAAAUUAUUGGGUCUGAUUGCAAUAUACAAAUGUAUGCAAAACAAAAAUUUAAUUUUUCGAUACAAUUAGCGUAAGAGCUCGUCAGAUAUUUACAGAUAUAUACUUAUUAUAGCCUUUGUAAGAGAUCAAUAAUAAUAAAUUUAUUUGUAACUAUAGCAAUAUUAACAGCAAGUACAUAUUGUAUGAAGUGAAUAAUAAAUAGUUUUAACAGAAGGUAUUUGCAUAGAGAGCACAUGUUGAUAAAUUAGAUAAGUGAUAGAUUAAAUAUUAUAUAUGGAAUACCUUUUGUGGACUAUGGUUUAUGUAGUUAAAUUGUUUAUUGAAUAUAUUUUGUAUAAAUACUAACUAAUCGAUCGUAUAUCUCACUCACAACAGGAUGAAAUCGAAAAUAAACUUAAAGAUUAAAGUUAUUUAAUAGAUGUUAUUAUGUCAUUAUUUAAAGCAUUGGAUGAUUUAAAGAUCUUUAUCAAUUGUUUCGAAGUGUUUGAAGUUGAGUUUGAAGUCUUCAUUAUUGUGAAACCAAUAAAAAUACAAAAUACUUGCCGCAUCAGAUAACGUGUAUUAUAUCAAAGUUUAAUGUACUAUAUUUACCAAUGAAAUGUAAGGGAUGGUCCUUAUUAGUUUGGAGUGAACACUUAAACAUGCUCGACAUAUUUCGUUCGCAUGUUAAUUAUUUAAUUUUAUAUGUCAUUUAAUAGUACAAUGUAUGCCUAGAUAUUAAAAAAAAAGUUAGGCUGCAUACAGAUUAAUUUUAACUAAAGACAUUUAAUUAAAUUUAAACGCCGAUAUCCAAGAGUUUGAUAUAGCACAUUGUCUAAUACGAGAACUUAGUCAUAUCUGUUUUGUUGUGGCUUAACUUAUCAGAUGUCUACUCAGACUAAAACAAUUUAACUGCAGAGACUGUAGUAACGUUAGCGUAAGGUGAAAAUGUUCCUAUGUGCGUCAGAGAAUCCGUGAAGCGUGUUGUUUAGUUGUAGUUGUAAUAUAGUCGACCAUACUGUAGCCUUGUUGAGCAGUGCGGAGAUUUUUCUAUUAACAUACAUUUAUCUUCAAAUAUACAAUUUUAAAUAUAA